Molecule: messenger RNA, 2676 nt
Organism: Phymastichus coffea
Lineage: Eukaryota; Metazoa; Arthropoda; Insecta; Hymenoptera; Eulophidae
Product: probable cytochrome P450 6a23
Exons: 3
Coding region: 71-1513 (480 amino acids)
Molecular function (GO): iron ion binding; heme binding; monooxygenase activity
Source: RefSeq, a predicted model, not a curated record
UUGUCUAAACUUUCCGGAAGAUUAAAACGCGUUAAAAAAAUUAGAAAAGAAAGUGCAUUGUAUAGUGAAAAUGGAAAUAUUACCGUGGUGGUUGCUCCUUUUUUUCACUUUAGCGUUUAUCAUUUACCGCGCAUACAUAAAUGGUUAUCUUUUGACAACUUUGUAUGGAAUACCUUUUAUUGGUAUUAAAUACCCAUACAUUUAUGGAAAUUGCAAGGAGCAAUUAGCUCUGGAAAUAUCUAAGCUAUACAAAAAAUAUCCACAGCCCUUAAUCGGGUUUCGCUUAUUUUUCAACAGCUUAGCAGUGAUAAUAUCUGAUUUACAACUCGUGGAGUUGGUAUUAGUGAAAAAUUUUAGCAGCUUCCAGAACCGAGGCUUAUUUCACAACGAGAAAAUUGAUCCAUUAUCAGGAAUUUUAGGCACUGUUGAUUACGAGCAAUGGAAGCCGAUGCGACGGAAACUAAAGCCUGCAUUCAAAUCAUCGACGAUGAAGGAAAUUUUUCCGCAACUAAAAAAUAUGUGUGACAGCUUUGUUGAACAUGUAAAUAAAAUAACGUACAAUGGCGAGCAAGUUAUCGACAUUGUUGAUACAUUUUCCCGAUUUACUACUGAUGCCAUUGAAGCAAUUGCCUUUGGCAAGGAUUGCAGAGAAUCGGCUGAACGUCUGCGCGAAAUGAUUGCAAAGGCUAAACAACCUUAUUUAAAGUUUACUUUGAACCGAAUCGCCAUCGCCUUUCCCAAUGUGGCACGGUGGCUUAGAAUAAGAAAACAUCCUAAGGAAGUUUCAGAUUUUUUUGUGAAUUUUGUAUCACGAAUUGUAGAAUAUCGAAAGACAAAUGAUGUACAAACAAACGAUUUUAUGCAAACACUAAUUGAUGCGGACUUAGAAAUUGCCCAAAUCGCCGCCAUAGCGUUCGACUUUCUGUCAGCAGGCUAUGCUGACUCUUCAUCGACACUUGCAUAUUAUCUAUACGAACUAGCUAUGAAUAAAUCUAUUCAAGAUAAAGCACGUGCUGAGAUACGAAGUAUUUUAGAUAAGAAUGUCCUAAGUUAUGACGUGUUGCAGAAGCUGACUUAUUGCAACCAAAUAAUGAAAGAAACGGAAAGGAAGUAUCCCGUGGCUGGGAUAGGGAUGAGAGUGGCGACUAAGCCAUUCAAUGUGCCCGACACUAAUAUUACCAUUCCACGCGGAAUGAGGGUAUUUAUACCUAUUUAUGCCAUACACCAUGACGAAAGGUACUAUCCUGAUCCCGAAGUCUUCGAUCCGGAUCGAUUCACGGACGAAUCGAGAGCUCAACGUCCGAGAUAUUCAUUUCUGCCUUUUGGAGAGGGCUCCAGGCAGUGUAUUGGAUACAAAUUCGCCGAAAUGCUGAUUGGGAUUGGAAUUGUAUCGCUAUUACAAAAUUUCGAAUUUUCUAUCUGUGAGCAAACUCAAAUUCCGAUAGAAUUCAAUGAAUAUAAAAAUACGCUACACCCGAAAAAUGGUGUCAUAUUGAAAAUUCGGCGUAUUUAAGUAUCAUCCUUAUUAUUCUAUUCUAUAUAUCAAUUUUCAUGUGGCUUUAAAAAGUUAUACACUUUUUAAAAGUUCAUAAGUCGCAACCACGCUUAUUAUUCUUUUGCCAAAAUUUUACUUUUUUACGUCACAUAAGUCUCGUCAUUGCUUUUCUUUUACUUAUAUAUAUUUGUAUAUUUAUAUGUGUCGCAGGUGAAAUAUAAUGAAGUAUAACAAUGUUUAUGAGGCCUGCAAUGGCUCGGUCGGUAGGGCGACGGACUCGCACCCGGUAGGCCCGGGUUCGAUUCCCAGUACCUGCUGAUUGAUACAAGCACCACUGAAAAAAGUUUCAUGUGCUUUGUUCUCAAACACAUGCAAGACUCCAUCGCUGAUUAGCACUGAUGGAGCAUAAAAAUAGAGCGACGUUAAAUAAAAAAAAAAAAAUAACAAUGUUUACGAUAGUAAGCAAGUUUAUAGUUUCAAAAAUGAGUAAGUGCUUUUCAUCGAAUGAAUGGGGGUAGUGAGCUGUUAAACAUCUGUCGAAUAUCGAACUGCUUCGAACGAAUAUCAUAGUAAUCUGGAAAAGCGUUGAAAGUCAAGACAUAUACGAAAUGUGAGUGUGAGGCCCAGAAUAACGAUAAGGGUGAGACUGCGUGCAGCCAGUUCUUGUGCCUAUCAAGUUAGAUAACAUCAAGUGAAAUUACCAUUUUUCCAAUAUCCCACAUACAUUACAUGUACAAAAAAAUAAUUAUUGUAAAUCUGUUAUUUGUUAACCUAUUAUAAAAUGGAAUUUUAUAUGCCGAAUAAUUUUUUGGAUCGUAAGAUAUAAAAAUGCAACUUUCAGUUCCGAACAUUAAUAUUUUAUGCUGGUUUUAUCGACAUUAUAAAAAAGUUUUGUACUAUCACUACCCAACUAGUAAAAUUACAAUAACUUUUCAACGUUUAGUGUAGUGAUUUUACUAUCUUGAAACUUGUAAAGUUACUAGUGCUAAUAAAUGUACUCUAACCACUUCUGUAAAUGCACUAUCUAUUUUACUACUUUCAAACUGGGACAAAACUCCAUUUCGUCCACUCAGACUAGUAAUUUUAUAAAAGUAUUUUUUACAGUGUAGCUUAAAAUUUGGAAAAAUUCUACAUUUUCCUUAAAACGUCUCUACUGUGAUAAAAUGUAUACUUCAUAAGUA